AACACUGCACAUUUGUAAUUUCUAAUAACCACUACAUACAUACAGUAGCCAUGUCCUCCACUGAACAGCCCCAGCCGCAGCCGCUGAGCCGCUACGAGUCUCAGAAGCGGCGAGACUGGAACACGUUCGGCCAAUACCUGAAGAACCAGUCACCUCCUGUCUCACUCUCCCACUGCAACUACAACCACGUUCUCGACUUCCUCCGCUACCUCGACCAGUUCGGCAAAACCAAAGUUCACCUACACGCUUGCAUCUUCUUCGGCCACCCCUCUCCUCCCGCUCCUUGCGCCUGCCCCCUCCGCCAGGCUUGGGGCAGCCUCGACGCUCUCAUCGGACGCCUCCGCGCCGCCUACGAGGAGCACGGCGGAUCCCCCGACACCAACCCCUUCGGAGGCGGAGCCAUCCGCCUCUACCUGCGUGAGGUCAAGGACUGCCAAUCCAAGGCCAGAGGGAUCCCUUACAACAAGAAGAAGAAAAAGCAGCACCACCAACUUCGCCUUAAGGCCACCGCUCCUACUAUUGCAAAACUACCUUUCAAGGAUUUCACUUCUUGAAUCUUCUCAAUACCAUCUUCCAUGGGCUACAAGGACAAAUUGUUGGAUAGGACUUGACAAUUUGAUAAGAGCAUCAUCACCAUAUAUGCCACUUUGUAGUUUGGAAUAUAAGAGUAAUAAUCUUGUUUUACCAGUUUAAUCCCAGUAAAUUAAUUAAAACUUGCAUGCAUGUUGGCUAGAUCAUAUAUAUGAUGUACAAUCUUGCAUUGCAAAUUUGCAAUGCAAUUUAUUAUGUAUAAUUCUCCCAAAAAAACAUAAAUAAUGGUUGCCUAGCUAUAUACCUAGUGGGCUUUACUGUUCUAUGUAUAAUGUAUGUGCCCUUAUGUAGUUAUGUAUAUUUUAGUGAUAGUUCCUAGUUUAAUUUCC
Molecule: messenger RNA, 920 nt
Organism: Arachis stenosperma
Lineage: Eukaryota; Viridiplantae; Streptophyta; Magnoliopsida; Fabales; Fabaceae
Product: protein LIGHT-DEPENDENT SHORT HYPOCOTYLS 10-like
Exons: 2
Coding region: 51-554 (167 amino acids)
Biological process (GO): mRNA transcription; response to light stimulus
Cellular component (GO): nucleus
Source: RefSeq, a predicted model, not a curated record